This is a messenger RNA of Lentinula edodes (shiitake mushroom), 1253 nucleotides long. RefSeq lists its product as uncharacterized. The transcript has 5 exons. NCBI's taxonomy places the organism in Eukaryota, Fungi, Basidiomycota, Agaricomycetes, Agaricales, Omphalotaceae. Bases 98 to 1042 code for a protein of 314 amino acids. The record is from RefSeq and is a predicted model, not a curated record.
ACGAAAUACAUUUGUGUCACACCAAUUUUAGUCCCAGAUUGGUCCCCUCGGGUCCUCUUCACCAACUGUCCAUCGCUGUCCACUUCCGUGUUCGAAAAUGCCUAGAGACCGCGAUGAUGAUCGUCACGCACGUUCAAGAAGCCCGAAACGUGAUUCACAAGGAAAUACUCGAGACAGAUACUCUUCACGACGCUCAAAAUCCAGAUCACCGUCUCGUUCGAGGUCGCCGAGACGUUCCACCAAAUACCGAGAUGUGAGUGGGGAAAGAGACUCCCAUAGGGAAAGACGAAGCAGGAGGAGUCGUAGUCGCAGUGGAAGCAGAAGCCCCGUCACCAAAAGGCGUAGGUUCUCUACGUCUCCCUCGCGUUCAAGAUCGAGAGACAGAAAGAAGCGGAAAGGUAGAGCAGACUCCGUCUCUAGUGUUUCAUCCUCGGACUCUGAGCGGAGGAGGCGGAAGAAGAAGAAGGACGAAAAACGGAGUAAGAGCAAAGAGCGGGAGCGAAAGGAAAGAAAGGAACGGAAACGAGAGAAGAAAGAGAGGAAAGAGAAGAAAAAGAAAGCUGGUGCCCACGCAUCACAAUGGGGCAAAUAUGGUAUUAUUUCCGAGGUCGAUAUCUUCUCAAAGACUUCGGAAUUCCAAACAUGGCUCGUCGAAGAACGCAAAAUCAAUCCCGAAACAAUUUCGAAAGAUCAAAAUAAAAAGGAAUUUGCGCGAUUUAUAGAGGACUACAAUACCGCAACGCUACCGCAUGAGAAAUAUUACAAUAUGGAAGCAUAUGAGAGGAGGAUGUCUGCACUGCGUGCUGGAGAAUAUCUGCCUCCUGCAGAUGAUCAUUACGACCCUUCGGCAGACAUGAAAGCUCUAAGUAAUGCUCACAAGAAGAAGGGCGCCGAUAGCUCUACCUACCUUAGCAAGGAGCGUCUAAUGGAGCUUAGAAAGGUGCAGAAUGAGCGUGUGGAGGCCGGAAAAAUGAAGUUGUUAGGCAUGGACAUUAAGCAGAAUAUGGGUGUCAGGAUGGAUGGCACAGUGUUUGACGAUUAACUUGUUCUACUGGACAUUGUUGUACUUUCCCCUGUAUUGAAAUGUAAAUGCUGCUGCUAUAGAGCUUCAAAUUUCAAAGUCCAAUUUUUCCCGACUGUAUGUAACGUGGGUGACGUCAGAAUCCUUGUACUUACCCUUCCACCUUUUUUGCAACAACUAAAAUGGUGGAUAUACUCGUUCUCGGUGCAACUGGCGUUACAGGUCGACAGGU